AUGGUCUCAACCAGUGCUCUUGCUCCUACUUGUGGAGCUCAAUGUGUAUCUUCUGGACUAGGCCACCAUUUCGUCAGCCCGAAGAAACCCAGAGAUAAGAAAAAAACUCAGAAACAUGUUGAGUUACCUGGCGUGCAAGCCAAACACCGUCAACUGCUAGCUCGUAUGCAGCAACUGAUGAACCCCAAGCCCAAACAGAGUAAAGUUCAUGCUGUAGAUGCAGUUGAAACUGUCUCUGACACCAGUCAAACUGACACUUUGGCCGAAAUUCCUGAUCCAGACUUCGAAAUUCCAUCAGAACCUCCUUCCGACAUACUUGUAGAAAAAUCUCCAGUCAAACGUCGCAUUUUGCCUGACAAGGCUACGGAUUCGUCGUAUAGCAGCUGGAAAACACUGAUACCCUUCCUUGUCGAACCUCAUCUCAAAUAUUCAGCACGAACACUAGCGACAGCACUGGAGAUCACCCCCAAGGUUUCUUAUCUACGACUUUACACCAUGUUGACAAAUGAACACCAUUCAGGAUUUACGUCUAUCAAUGUCCUCAGUUGUAGAUGCUCCAUGCUUCCCCAAGUGCUGCUUCACCAUGGUCUAUUUCCAACCGCUCCCUCACAACCUCGUAUGGCUGUCUCCAUCGAACUGCUAUCAUUCUAUCGGGCACUUUUCGAAUGGUCCUGUGAUGCCAUCAAUGCCUUAGCGUCGGCUCUAAAAAUGCACUACUCUCGCAGAGGUUUUGUCAUGACAGACACCCGAGGGGAAAUUAUUCAGGAUCCUUUUCGUCGAGGCCUGGGCUAUGCCGUACAAUGGUACGACAUUCUUCAAGUCCAAAUAGAACAUCAAGUCGAAGAAGCCCUGCAGAAUAGCCGUGACCGGGUGGCGACCCUUUGUCCUCAAACAGAGGAUCACGUCUCCACCUCGUCACCUUUGUCUACCCUACGUAGAGGCCGCUGUGCACCCAUACUUAUUCAAUGGUGUCCUGCAUGUUUCGGAGGGACGAUGUUUGGGAAACCUACUGCUGACGGAGGAGACAUUCACACUGCCACAGAUGGCAACUUCCACCACCGCCAUCGGCGUGCGGCAGGGGAUUGCCCCCACUUUUAUGACCCCACUUAUUUCCUUCCAAAACAGUAUGUUGAUGAUGUCGGCCGCCGCAUAGAGGCCCAACGUAAGAGGCCUGCAAAGUCAGCUGUACCCCUCGUUCCUGAUGAGGCUAUUGACCAAUGUGAAACAGCAUACGAAGCAGCCGAUGGGAAAAAACAGAAGGCAGCAAUGGAUAGCUUUGAUGAUACUGGCGUCAUGGCACUCAUAUGUCAUCAUGAUAUCCCUCUUUUUUUUGCUAAUAUCGACUCUCCGGGAGAACAGCAAAAAUAUUUGGUGGCCCUCCUGGAACAUUUGUUCUCAUUGAUCCCACCUUAUGCUACGGUUGUAGCUUUGUAUGAUGUCGGGUGUGUCCUUGCCCGAUCCCUUAGCAAGUAUGACAUUCUCCCUGGCAGUAUCAUCUCAUGUUUGCGCUUGGCAACCACUGCCAUGCAUGCCUACGGGCAUGAGUGGGCAUGCCGGCUAGUGUACAACCCACGCAUGUGUAUUGGGCUGGAGGUCGUCAUCGGUACGCCUUCUUCAUUCUUGUCAUUGAUUCAAGUCUUAUUGCAUAACGCUGCAGCUAUAGGAUCCGAAAUGCAAAGUGACUUAGGUGAUUGGAUUCGACGACGCCUCAAGCGUGGUGUUAAUGACCAGGGAACUGCUGCCCAAGAGGCGCUGGAUCAAUGCGAACUUUCUGUUAAUGAUCUCGAGUCAGAAUGGUCUCAGCAACGAAGCUCGCAGCUGUCAGUCUGCGCACACGCCCCUGCUCGCCUUAAAAAGGAGUUAGACACUGUAUUGACCCUACAGGCCGACCUUGAUACCUCCGAUACAGCACUACAAUCCACCAGGCUCAUGCUCGAGAAAGGAACUGCCUCACAAGACACUCUCGAGGCUCUUGAGAGAGGUCACAAUCGUCUUAUGGCCAAAGUCGAAGUUUUAUAUGCAUCCCUCAAUAUUCACGACCAAUUCCCUGAACUAGAAGGCAUCAAUUUAGACUUUGUUCAGCUUCUUCUGAUGGCGCAUGACUUGAAAAUGAACAUCCACAAACGGGCAAUCGCAAGCUUUUUUGAGUGGGAUAAACUUGACUGUGCGGUUGGCGGUGCUCAACAGGCGUUAGGCACAAAACUACAUCAACAAACCCGAAAAGCUAUUGCGAAACGCCAACCCGCUCUGUUGACUGCACUCAGGAAGUUUAAUGCUUACUGUGAGCGCUUAGAAGUGUUAUAUGACCCUUCUUGGGGGAUUCCUUUACCUAAUCCUCUCCCGACCAAGCUUGCAGAGCUACGUAGUGAUCCCAAUCUAAUGGAAGACGUGUGGAUUAUGCCAUCGACAGGACAAGUUCCUCGAUGGUUGGAAGAUGCUGAUGUCAGAGACGGCAUCCAUGCACUUCUGAAACAUGAGCGCUGCCGAGAAGAACAGAAGCGACUCGGUAUCGAGGCAGACAAUCUUUGUCGUUUCUUUGGGGAGGAACUUGCUGCACUCGAGCUUGCACUCCGCACACCAGGAUCCUCUUCACUUCGCUUCACGUCCUGUGCCAAGGAUGCGCUGGAGAUUGCCAUCACCCUUUCAGGUGGUGUCCAAUCGCCAAACGUGCACUGGCUCAGCACUACGUUACUGGAAGUACCUGAUCCUGAGGGAGAACUCAGUGAUGUUGAGUUUGCUGAGCCUCUUGACCUGCCAGUAGUUGAAUUUGAACAUGCCGCUCUCGCUGAUGUUCUAGAGGAUGAUUUGGGUUGA
This is a messenger RNA of Suillus discolor, 2814 nucleotides long. RefSeq lists its product as uncharacterized. The record is from RefSeq and is a predicted model, not a curated record. The transcript has 9 exons. Lineage: Eukaryota; Fungi; Basidiomycota; Agaricomycetes; Boletales; Suillaceae. The coding region runs from base 1 to 2814 and encodes 937 amino acids.